Molecule: messenger RNA, 651 nt
Organism: Dovyalis caffra
Lineage: Eukaryota; Viridiplantae; Streptophyta; Magnoliopsida; Malpighiales; Salicaceae
Source: the annotation of a GenBank genome assembly
AUGAAGAUAACUAAAUUUCUCGUGCUCUCCUUCUUUCUCCUUGCCUUCACAACUUCUUCUUCUCCUGAGGACAUUCAGGCUCAAGAUCCUGAAGCAGUGAUCGAUAUCUUCGGUAACGAGCUUGUGGCUGGUGGUAGUUAUUUCAUCAGAGCCUUUCCAGCUGGCAGUAAAACUCCUCUCGCGGUCUCUAGCGUGGGUAUGGAUCGAUACAUUGUGACCACCGGAGGUAUGGGUCCUUUGAAGCAGUUUAAGAUCACCAAGGAUAGAGCUAAUGAUGGAUUGUAUCAGCUUUCUUACUAUCCGACGAGUGAGGCCUUCAAUAAACGCCUAAGGGUCGAUGUUGGCUAUUUGGCCAAUAAUGACGAAGUAACCUACUUGACUCCUAAUGCCAACCCAGUUCGUUUUGCGUUUGUGCCAUAUUUGGUUGAAGUUCCUAAAAUCGAGUAUAAGAAGGUCUCUGGUCUUCAACAAGAUAAAGAUUUGUCUUUAAAUUCAAUUUCUACAAAGAAGGAUGAUGGGGAAGAAGAUGGCGCUGUGGAGGUUGAGGUGGACUGUGAUGGGGCUGCUGAUGUGGAGGUUCUAUUGGAUGAUCUCAGUCCUACUCUUACCGAUCGAAUGUACAGCAAGAUUAUUGCAAAAGUUAGAUGUUAA